Gossypium arboreum is the source of this 603-nucleotide messenger RNA. Its product is annotated as protein NIM1-INTERACTING 1-like. Bases 158 to 526 code for a protein of 122 amino acids. Lineage: Eukaryota; Viridiplantae; Streptophyta; Magnoliopsida; Malvales; Malvaceae. Gene Ontology annotation, biological process: regulation of systemic acquired resistance. The record is from RefSeq and is a predicted model, not a curated record. The transcript has a single exon.
UCAGUCUUUUCUCCAAAUCAAAUUGUGGUAUAAAUUAACGCUCAACUUGAAGAAAUCAGCAAUGAGCAACCACUGCAAGGAUAACGAAUACCUUAUUUUAUUUUUCUGAAAAGAAGAAGAAGCAGCUCUGUUUCAAUUUCAUACCCUGUUUUCUUGUAUGGAAAGAGAGAAAAGUAAAGCUUAUGUUAAUGGCGAAGACGAAGAACAAGAAGAUGAGAAGAUGGAGGAGUUCUUUGCCUUAAUAAGGAAUUUUCAAGAGGCACGUGAUAAAAGAAGAAAUGAGCUGAAACAAAUGGAGACGAAGACGAAGACGAUGAAGGGGGAAAACAAGGUAAGGAGGUUAAACAACAAUGAGCAGCCGAGUUGGGUUCCGAGUUUUGAAUGGGCUGAUUUUAAUGAAGAAAUCGAGUUUCGAAAACCGCCUAUUAUUUACCCAACACCAUACAACGGCGACGAUGACGAUAAGGAAAAACAGCAACAACAUGAUGAGGAAAACGAUGGUUUAGAUCUUAAGCUCACCCUUUAGCCUUUUUUUUUUUUAUGGGUUUAAAACAAUGUUAAUUACUAAGUAUUUUUAAUGAAAUUAAAUUUAGGUUUUUGUUA